This is a messenger RNA of Eruca vesicaria subsp. sativa (arugula), 384 nucleotides long. Lineage: Eukaryota; Viridiplantae; Streptophyta; Magnoliopsida; Brassicales; Brassicaceae. The record is from the annotation of a GenBank genome assembly.
AUGCAUCCACCAAGAAGAAGAGGCCACGCAAGAGCUACUGCCAUACAUCAACACAUCUCAGGUUCUAAAUCUUAUGCCAAGGUCAAAUAUGAAAUGAUGAUGGAGUUGAGAGAUGAGGCUUUUUACAAGGUGGUCAAGCCACACAAAGACAGGCUGUUUGGACUUGGAACAACACAAAUGGAGAACUAUGAUCACAUUGCUCAACCUGCUGUUGUUCUUACUUGCCAAGCUCAAUUAGAGAAUGAGGUGAUUAAUCUUACUCGAAUGGUCAAGUUGAUGAGCCAGCAGCUCACUGCUUUGUGUGAAGCUAGAGGAGUGACAGCCUUUGAUGCAACCAACCCUUCUCCAGCUUCGCCUCUUACCACAAAUAAGCAGAGAAUCUAG